AGGUCCGUAGACAUUUUUGCUCAAGAGGAGCGGCUAUUGGGGUAUCUGGACUGCCCCACUACGUGCGCCGCGUGGCCGCGGAGCUCUCAGCCGGCCAUGGCCCGCCGUUCGCCAGUCGCCGUCGUCGCGGGUGCAGCCGCGCUGAUUGCCGUCGCGCUGUCUAGCUCGCAGCCUGGAUGGCUUGCGCCGCGCUCUGCGCUGAGGCCGGCCCUGGACGUCGUCGCGGCCGCGCCGAUGUUGGCGCCCUCGCCGACGCGUACCUCGGUGCUGCCCGGGCCGCCCGAACCGCUGGACGAAAAGCGCUACAGCGAGGGCGUUCGGUGGCUCAUGGAUGCGGAGAUGAAGAAGGCGCCCGACUGGCACGUCCUGCUGCUGGACAAGACGUUUCGGCAGAAGAGGAACACUGUGGCGCACGUUGCGGCGUGUAUCUCCGCCGCCGUCGGCCUGGCAAGCGUGGUUGCCAUGCGCAAGGCGCAGCACGCCAAGGACAACUUCUAUUCUGUGCUCAAGACCACCGAGAAGUUCGGCGAGGCCGUCCGCGUUGCGCAGGCGCUGCAGGGCCGAGGGCUCGUGGUGCGGGUCGCGCCCGGGGCGCGCCUGCCGCCCAGCGAGGGCGGCCCUGGCGGCGCGGCCACUGGCGAGGCCGCGGGCGGCGCCGCCAGCGCGCCGGUGGCUGCGACGAUGCAGUGACCGCCGAGGCGCUGCCGAGUCUGGUGCUGGAGUUAAGCCGGGCAUGUCCCUCUACAGGAGGAAUAUUCAAAGAUAGUGAACAGUAGUCUGGUCACGAUCUUUUUCGUGUUUUCUUUCGGGAACCAUUUCUUGACAUUUUUCAUUUAUCUUCCAAAAUCCGCCAGUAGGAGGACAAGCCCGACCUGAUGCUGGAGGCCUCUAAUCGCCCGUGCGCUUUUUUGGCCUCUCGCGCUGUCGCUAGCUGGCAUCGCCUGUGGUCUCUCUCUAUCUCUCUCUUUCUCAGCUUGCUGUGGGGUGAACUUGUGCCCCGGCUGGCUCCCUUUGUGUAAAGUGGUGGGGCGGAUUCUGACACAAGUGCGGCAAUUCAUCCACUUCCAGAACCUUCAGGUGCACGCAGCACUGUAUGCCACCUCUACGAUGCAAAGCGAUCGACGUGGUGAGCCCGUGCCCGCCACGCUGUUCCGCUGCGCCCAGUUGAUUACAGUUCCCUUCCCUCUUUUGCCCCUGCCUCCUUCCCAGCGGGCGCUGUCUCCAGUCAUCGUGUCCUCCAUCCAGUUUUCGUUGGCAUGUCGGCGUGCGCCAAAGUACAGAGGCAGGCCGUGAAGCCGUGAAGCUCCUUCUGGGACAAAAACGCCGUUCAGGAGAUCUACAGCACCAAGGCAUGGGGCCGUUCAGGAGGAUCUGCAGUACCCAGUGCAGAGA
This is a messenger RNA of Prorocentrum cordatum, 1392 nucleotides long. NCBI's taxonomy places the organism in Eukaryota, Dinophyceae, Prorocentrales, Prorocentraceae. The record is from the annotation of a GenBank genome assembly.